Lucilia cuprina (Australian sheep blowfly) is the source of this 3020-nucleotide messenger RNA. RefSeq names its product sestrin homolog. Gene Ontology annotation, cellular component: nucleus. Gene Ontology annotation, molecular function: L-leucine binding; oxidoreductase activity, acting on peroxide as acceptor. Bases 1346 to 2893 code for a protein of 515 amino acids. Lineage: Eukaryota; Metazoa; Arthropoda; Insecta; Diptera; Calliphoridae. Gene Ontology annotation, biological process: regulation of response to reactive oxygen species; cellular response to L-leucine; cellular response to leucine starvation. The transcript is spliced from 12 exons. The record is from RefSeq and is a predicted model, not a curated record.
CUAAAACAAAAAAAAAAGGUGCCAAAAAAAAGACACAGUGUAAAAGAAAGAGAAAAACAACUUAUUAAAGAAAAAUAAUAUAAACCAAAAAAGAAAGAAAAAUAAAAAACAGUUUUCAUUGUUGCUGUUGGGAUAUUUUUUUCAAAGCCGCUGAUGUUGAUAGUGAUGAUGACGAUGAUGAUGACUUGUGCUCUACAAUUUUCAAUUUUGCUUGGAAAAUGUAACAAGUGUGUAUGAAAACAAACACUAAACUGGAAUAGGUGGUAUGUAUGUAUAUUUUCAUUAACUAAAAGGAAAGUAAGAAUAAUAUUGUCAUAAUCAGCUGUUGGAACUAAUAACGUUUGAUAGAGAUCCGUUAUUGAAAAUUUUUUGAAAACUUAUUUUCAAAACGUCCUCAACUCGGUACCCAGAUCAAGAAUAAAAACAGCUGUACUGGAUUUAAAGGAUUAAAAACAAAAUCAAAACUCUUUUGUAUAUCUAUUCUACACGCGAAAAAAAACAAUUUGUUUCCCACAACCAAAUAAAAGGAAAACCAAAUCAAAAAAUUUCAUUGUAAAAAACAACCAAUGAUUACAAGUGAAAAACACAAAAAGUACAAUUAUAAGUGCAACAACAAUAAUAAUAAUAAUAAAAAUAUAACAAACGAUAAAAAUAGUGCAACAAAAAUACAACAAAAUAUUAAAUAUUAUAUUGUUAAAAAUAAUAAACAAUUUCUAUUGCAAUUUUAUUAUUUAAAUUCAAAAAUCAAAGGUGAAAAUUAUAAAUUUAAACGUUUAAAUCACGAACCAACAUUGUUGAGAUUGACAACACUGAAAAUAGAAGAUAAAAAACCAUUAUAACAGCAGCAGCAGAAACAGCGGUAAUAAAAAGCAACAACAACAACAAUUAUCACACUAAUUGAAGAGAGUGUGAUUAAAAAAAAGCAACAAACAAAACACAGCAACCAGUGAUAUAAAUUACAACAACAAGAAUUACUGCUACAACAAAAAAAGAAACAAAACAAAAUUGCACUUUUUUACUACUGUUUUUUUGUUGUAGUUUUAUUUACAACAAAAUACUACAAACGAUUUUAAGUUAAACGUGUUUUUCUUUAAACUUUGUUGCAGACAACUACCAACAAGCAACAUAAGACAUUUUAUUGUCAUUAACAGCCUUAACUGCAACAACUACAAAAACAACAACAAACAUCAUUUGUAUAUUAUUUUGCUGCUUGACGUUUCUGUUUUUUUUCGCUCUUCGUUGAUCGCAUUUUAUUUUUGUCUGGUGUGAUUUCGUCGUUUGGUGUUUAAGAAAUCGUGUUUUUAUAUAUAAAUUUAAGUAUUUUGGAAACUGGAUUUUUUAUUCAAUGUACUCAAUGGUUGAUUGUUACGCAGAUAUGGGACAAAUCGGUCAAGAAUGUUCAGUUCGUGAAUACAAUAUGGAUGAUCUCGAAUUAGAUCAAGUAACGCAGGUGAUCGGUUAUCAUCCUCGGUUUUUGGAUCAUUUUUUAAGAACUCAAAAUUUCAUUAUGAAUGGCGAUGGUCCACUGCCAUAUGAUUAUCGUUACUAUUUGGCCAUAAUUGCUGCAGCCCGCCAUCAAUGUCCCUAUUUGGUGAAAAUGUAUGAAAAAGAAUUUAUAAAUCAAGGUGGUAAUCCAGAAUGGUUAAAUGGUCUCGAUUUUAUACCGCCCAAAUUACGUGCCAUAUAUGAGAUCAAUAAAAUUUUAGCCCAUCGUCCGUGGCUGUUGCGUAAAGAACAUAUAGAGAAUCUUACGAGAGGCAAAAACAGUUGGUCUCUAUCGGAAGUUGUACAUGCCAUGGUACUUUUAUCGCAUUUUCAUUCUUUAUCAUCAUUUGUGUUCUCCUGCGGUUUGACACAAAAACUUGAUGGUUUAUCUAGUCCCAAAUUAAAAACACCACCCGCAACAUUAACAGCCCCACAAACACCCACUGGCACAGCUGCAAUGCAACAACAGCAGCCAUUUAUGGCUGUCGAAAAUUUAACGCAGCAGCAACAACAACCACAAAAGACUGUAUUAAGUGAAAUAACAUUAAACAACAACAAUAAUUCAAUGGAUCAUCAUAAUCAUCAAGUGUACUGCAAUAAUAAUGCUGCAGUAGCAGCCACUGCAGCUACUGUAUCGCACAGUAGUGGAGGUGGUGCUGUUGGCAUGCCUCUUACAGGUGUUGCAGCAGCAACAAAUUCUUUCAAUGGUGUAAAUAAAUUAAAUGCUCAACCCAGUGUUACCGUUGAAGCCUUAAUGGAACGCAUGAAAGUUCUCUCCCAAAAACAGGACGAAUGCAGUGAAGCCGAACUUAGCAAUCGUUUUAAAAAUGUUGAAAUGCAAACAGCCGAAUUGCCUGCAGCUUCCACUGUUGCACCCGCGGAAAUACCACCAGUUAUUUCUCACUAUAUAGAAGAUCCCAAUUUUACGUAUCAAGAUUUUGCCCGACGUGGUGCUGAAAAUAUACCAAAUACAUUUCGUAUACAAGACUAUUCGUGGGAUGAUCAUGGUUAUUCUUUAGUUAAUGGUUUAUAUGAAGAUGUUGGCACUUUAUUGGAUCAGAAAUUCCGUUGUGCUUAUAAUUUGACAUAUUUCACGAUGGCUGGCGUUAAAAAUGUUGAUACUUCCAAGUUUCGUCGUGCCAUUUGGAAUUAUAUUCAAUGUAUAUAUGGUAUACGUCAUGAUGAUUACGAUUAUGGUGAAGUUAAUCAGUUAUUGGAUCGUUCAUUAAAAAUGUUUAUAAAAACUGCCUGUUGUUUUCCGGAAAGAAUUACCACUAAAGAUUAUGACAAUAUAUUGGUUGAACUGCAGGACAGUGAAAAGGUACACGUCAAUUUAAUGGUAAUGGAAGCUCGAAAUCAAGCUGAAUUAUUAUAUGCUUUACGCGAAAUUAUGCGUUAUAGGACAUGAUCUCAUUCAAUGCAAAAAAAAAUAAGAUAAAAACUAAUUUUUUUGUAAAACUUUUAAAAACAAACAAGAAAUGAAAAAAAAUAUAUAUAAAAUACAACCAAUUUAUAAAAAAAAAAUAAUAUUUUAA